AUGAAAAAUUGCAAAUUGUGUGGAUAUACUUCUCAUUAGCGCAUUUUGGAGAAACUCUAAACUAAGUAUUUUCAAGCCUUUAAUUUCUAUUUUGCUAAACCAAUCAAUGAAAUUCUAUCUUAAAUUGCUAACACUCCUCAUGUAAUCUAUUAUAAGGAUUAUGUGAUAUUAGAUGAAUAAUAAGAAUACAUGAAAAGGUAGUACAACUUCCUAAACAUGUAGAUAUUACAAAAAAGACGAAGUCUAACCAAGACUUGAUAUUUUAACAGAUUUUUACGAGACAAAUUACAAAGAUGCUCAUCCUUACUUACUAAUUGUUGAAAGUCAUGGUUUGAUGAGUAAAAGAAAUAAGAAAAUUGAUAAGCUUUAUUAUUAGAGAAUGUAAGAAAAUGAAAAUUCGAUUAAAUCUCAGAAAUCAGUUGUUAUAAAUAAUGUUCUCAAUUCAAAACUAUCAUCAAAAUCUCAAAUCAGUUUUGAAACAGAAGAACAUGAUAUAUAUUGUUCUUAAGAUUAACCCUCUAAAUAAAAUCGUAUAGAUUUCAAAGGAAUCAAUUUGAUUGGUGAUGUUGAAGAAAAUAAUUUAUUUCUUGAAAUUUUAGAUAAGUAAUACUAAAGUGUUAAUAAAAUGACAAAUCAUAAUAAAUUACUGCCUCCAAAAUUUUAUUUGAAAUCUCCUGUUUAAAGUCAAUAAAAUAUAUAAACAAAUCUCAUAAAAGAUCUUCAUGCAAUAUAAAGUGUGAAAAGAAGAACGAAUAAUGUGGAUAUCCGAGAAAAGAAAGGUAUUAAUUUAUAAUUAUAUUUUAAUAGCUAUAUUUGCUAAUUCUAAGAGUGAAUCAAAACAUUCUUAAUCAAGUUUCAAGAUGUCUAAAAUAAAAGACUCUGUUGAUUAAUAAGUUGAUUAGUUGUGUGAAUAUGUUUCUGAAUAAAUAGAACCCUUUGAUUUGGAAGGUAAAAAUAAGAUGUCUCGAAUAUAGAGUGAUAAUUUUACUAUUUAAAAGAUGCUUAAGGAAUAUUAAGGCAAUUAGAGUCGAUAAUUAAGAUCAACAAUUUCAUAAGAUUUAUUAGUUGCAAGUACAUCUACUCUUAUAUAGGGAUUUCAAGGUUCUCAAAAAAGCAUUAAAUAAUAAUAAUAAGAUCAAAAUAACAAUAAUGGUAGUAUAUAAAAUAUAUCAUAAAGACAAGAAUAACUUAAGAAAGUAUAUUAACCACUUAAUAUCUAAUAAAAGAAAUUUAAUUAAAAUUAAUUGGAUAGAAUUUCUAAAGGAGGAUGUUUGACUGAUAGAAAUACUAAAUAAUUACCGAUUUCUGAAGAUUUAUUUAAAAAGUUGCAUGAUAUUAAAAUUAAAAGCUCCUAAAAUGCAGAAUACUAAAAAAAGCCUGAAUUUAAUUAUAUGAUACCUUCUUAAUAUAAUGCUAUGACAACAUUCAAAAUUGCCAAUAAUAACAAAGCUAAAUCAUAGUACACAAAGAAAACUGCAGGAUUUGAUUUUGCUACUAAAUCAUAACAUUAGUAAUAGACUAAUCAUAGUUAAUCUAAAAUGCUUAAUAUUAAUACACAUAAAACAGAUGAUAUUGUCAAAAAGUACAUUUAAUUGGCGACAUAAUCUAUUUAAAAUCAUAAAAAAUUUGAUUUCAAAUUGAAUUUGUUAAAUUUAAAUAAUAAUGAGUCUAAUUUAGAUGAAGAAUUCUGUAUUAUAAUACAUUAUAUAUUAAAUAGAAAAUAAAAGACUUAAUUUUCUUACUGAAAGACACAGUUAAUAAUAAUAAGACAAAGAUUAAUUUAUUGCUCAUAGAAAAAUUGUUAAUAAAUGA
This is a messenger RNA of Paramecium sonneborni, 1812 nucleotides long. NCBI's taxonomy places the organism in Eukaryota, Ciliophora, Oligohymenophorea, Peniculida, Parameciidae. The record is from the annotation of a GenBank genome assembly.